Molecule: messenger RNA, 1991 nt
Organism: Volvox carteri f. nagariensis
Lineage: Eukaryota; Viridiplantae; Chlorophyta; Chlorophyceae; Chlamydomonadales; Volvocaceae
Exons: 7
Coding region: 330-1748 (472 amino acids)
Molecular function (GO): chloride channel activity
Source: RefSeq, a predicted model, not a curated record
CUUCCGCAAAAUAAAAAGCAAAUUGUAGUUUGAAGAGGAACAUAUGUAUGUGAAGGCGUUCCUCAAACACGACCUGCGGGAAGCCACGCCACCCACACCGACAGACACUCGAACCAACGUCCGUACUGCCACCUGGCAAUUGAAUUCCAUUCCAUUUCUGUUAUGUACUGUAUAUAAGCAUGCCGGAGUUUUACAGAAUGAAAGCACGGUGACGCCCUGAACAUGGAUCGUUUUGGGCAGGGACAUAUUAUCACUGCGCAUACUCAGCCUGGCAUAACGGAGCAUAAGAGGAAGUAAAGCUAAUUUCCCAUCACUGUAACAAGCGGGAGAUGGCGGUCUCCAUGCACACUCCGCGCAGAGCGUGCCUUGGCUUCGCGAAUUGCAAGGCCUUGCCAUGCGUCCUCCGGCCACGAUUUGCCCGCCGAGGGUGCACGAAAAUAUGCGCAGAGUCUCCCAUUAUAGAGGAAGUGGCAGGGCGUCGGAUCAACGCACCUGUGUUUAACCGCACGCGAUGGCAAUACCAUCAGAAUACUGGCCGAUAUGCCCGGCAUUUAAGCUCCAUUUUUAGGUCCAUCACCUUCCGCAAUCUACAGGGACCACUGAGCGCCCUGACACUGGUAUCCUGCCUGGUGGUGCUGUACCGCAGCUUGGUGGAAAUGGGGGAGCUGCCGGACUUCUUUGAGCUGCUCUCAAGGGAGAACUUCCCGGAUGUGAACUUUCCCUGGUGUGCCGCCAUGAACGCCUGGGGCUCUCUGCGCAACUCCUCCGCCCAUCUGAUCCGCAAGGCCGCUGCCUGGGUGGACGACACCGCCUCCCUGCAGCGCCUGGCGCGCUGGGUGGACGCCUUCCCGCUGUGCCUCAUGCUGGAGCUGCGCCACGACCAGGGGGAUCCGGCACUGGAGGCCGCCAUACGGGCGCAGCUGAGGGAGGUGCUCAGGCCGCACGAGGUGGAGCAGCUUGUGUCCGCCGGCCCCUACUACCACCACUUCUGCCUGAGUGUGUUGACCGCCCUGGUGGAGGCCGCCCAGCUGGGGGAGAGCCGGGAGGCCACCAUACUGGACGACCUGCACGGCUUCAAUGAGGCCGCCUGCGAGUGCGAAAAGAUCCUGCGCUUCCCCAUUCCCCUGACCUACACCCGCCACACCUCCCGUUUCAUGCUCAUCUACCUGACCGCACUACCACUCGCGCUGUACGACUCGUGUGACUGGGCAGUUGUCCCCGUCACCCUGGUCAUCGCUUUUCUGCUGCUGGGCAUUGAGGACAUCGGGGUGCAAAUCGAGGAGCCCUUCUCCAUCCUGCCGCUGCCCGACAUCUGCGCCGACCUCAGGGUGAUGGCGCAGAGGGCCAUAGCGCAGAGGACCAUGGUGCGCUGCCUGGCUGACCCGGACACCUGCCAGUUCGAGCCCGAGGAGCUCGAGUUCAACAUGGUCCGAGCGCGAGCAGCCCUGGGCCGCAGCAACAAGGAGACCCUGGCCGUCGUCGGGGGGGCCAACGUCAACUACGUCGCCGGAAACCGGAACGGGAACGGAAAUGGGGCCGCGGAGGGGGCGGGGAACGUGGACACUGGCGCAGGGGCCAGCAUAGACGACGCGGAAGCGGACAGCGGCCUAAACCUGGACGGCAGCGGCACUUCGAGCCUCGUGGCGACCUUGGCGGAAGUGUCGUGUGGUAGCGGCGUCGGCGCUGGGCCAGCGGGUUUGGACGGAGGGCAUGUCAGCCAGCAGCUUGGUGAUCACCACCAACGGUAGUGGAUGCGGGGAGGGUGUCCGGGGCGCAACGCGCGUGUGUGUGUGUGUGCGUUGGCAGCCCUGCUGACGAGGGCGUGUUGGUCCUUAGGGACAGAAAUCAGGAGGGACAAGGGCGACAGUACGUAGUGUCUCGUGUAAGGACUGUGGCUGCCAAGCGGCGUGUACUCGGUCUUUUUUUCCUGAUGCGUUUCCUGAUGGUCUCUUUGCGUGAUAGAUACAGGUCUGUAAGUACAGGUCUUUAUU